AUGGCAAUGUUAACUCCUCCCACCGAAUCUUCUUCCGGUGCCGACGCUGCUUCGGCUGUUCCAGGAAAGUUACCAGUAGUUAUACCUAAAUUAAAUAGAGCGGAAAGAGAUACAUUAGUAGAAAAAAUGAAAUCUUAUUAUAAAGAAAAUUAUAUUGAUAGUAUUAACAAAGAAUUAUUGAAAGUAAUUCCUAAUUGGUUAGAUGGAAUGGGAUUAAAAGGUUUAGCUCAUUGUUUUAAAGGUGUUAAUUCGCAAGACAUUUUAAAGUUUACCGAUUGGAAACAAUUAAGAGAUUUAGGAAUAAAAAAUCCUGCCCAUAGAAAAAGACUUAUGAGAAAUAUUUGGAAAGCGAAACAACAAGGAAUAACAUUAUCGGAAGAUAAAGAAAACCUUCCAACUUGGUUAAACGGAAUGAGAGAUGGAUACGGAUAUUUCGCUCCACAUUUUGAAGGUAGAAAUUGGCGAGAAAUUAUGCAUAUGACAUGGGAAGAUUUAGAAGUUUUAGGUAUUAGAGCAAGAACUUCGAGGGCAAGAAUUAUAGCACAUUGUUGGGUAACUAAACGUGCUUUGGCGGCUAAAAAUGGAGAACCUAUUCCUGAAGAAAAAGAAAGAAUAGAUAGAUCACGGGAAGUACAAAGAAGAUUGUUAUAUGGUACUCCGAGAAAAUCUGGCAAACAAGGCAGUUCUCCUGCUAUAUAG
Molecule: messenger RNA, 699 nt
Organism: Diversispora eburnea
Lineage: Eukaryota; Fungi; Glomeromycota; Glomeromycetes; Diversisporales; Diversisporaceae
Source: the annotation of a GenBank genome assembly